CAGGCGACGGCACAGGAAAGGAGGCCGCGGCGCGCCCAGCCCGGCCCCCUCCCCAGCCCGCCCCCGGGGCCGCUGGCGGUGUCCGCGCCUCCGCGCCCGCCCCUGAUUUCCUCCGGGCGGCGGCGGCGGCGGCGGCGGCGGCGGCGCCUCGUGCGCGCGGUUAUUUAUUUCCGGGCCCCAGAGCGCUUAUAAUGGAGCCGCUGUCAGCAGAACCUUCUGCCGCCGCCGCCGCCGUCCCUCCUCUUUUUUUUCCCGGCAGAUCUUUGUUGUGUGGGAGGGCAGCAGGGAUGGACUUGAGCUUGCGGAUCCCCUGCUAGAGCAGCCGCGCUCGGAGAAGGCGCCGCAGCCGCGAGGAGGAGCCGCCGCCGCCGCGCCCGAGGCCCCGCCGCCCGCGGCCUCUGUCGGCCCGCGCCCCGCUCGCCCCGUCGCCCCGUCGCCCCUCGCCUCCCCGCAGAGUCCCCUCGCGGCAGCAGAUGUGUGUGGGGUCAGCCCACGGCGGGGACUAUGGUGAAAUUCCCGGCGCUCACGCACUACUGGCCCCUGAUCCGGUUCUUGGUGCCCCUGGGCAUCACCAACAUAGCCAUCGACUUCGGGGAGCAGGCCUUGAACCGGGGCAUUGCUGCUGUCAAGGAGGAUGCAGUCGAGAUGCUGGCCAGCUACGGGCUGGCGUACUCCCUCAUGAAGUUCUUCACGGGUCCCAUGAGUGACUUCAAAAAUGUGGGCCUGGUGUUUGUGAACAGCAAGAGAGACAGGACCAAAGCCGUCCUGUGUAUGGUGGUGGCAGGGGCCAUCGCUGCCGUCUUUCACACACUGAUAGCUUACAGUGAUUUAGGAUACUACAUUAUCAAUAAACUGCACCAUGUGGACGAGUCGGUGGGGAGCAAGACGAGAAGGGCCUUCCUGUACCUCGCCGCCUUUCCUUUCAUGGACGCAAUGGCAUGGACCCAUGCUGGCAUUCUCUUAAAACACAAAUACAGUUUCCUGGUGGGAUGUGCCUCAAUCUCAGAUGUCAUAGCUCAGGUUGUUUUUGUAGCCAUUUUGCUUCACAGUCACCUGGAAUGCCGGGAGCCCCUGCUCAUCCCGAUCCUCUCCUUGUACAUGGGCGCGCUUGUGCGCUGCACCACCCUGUGCCUGGGCUACUACAAGAACAUUCACGACAUCAUCCCUGACAGAAGUGGCCCGGAGCUGGGGGGAGAUGCAACAAUAAGAAAGAUGCUGAGCUUCUGGUGGCCUUUGGCUCUAAUUCUGGCCACACAGAGAAUCAGUCGGCCUAUUGUCAACCUCUUUGUUUCCCGGGACCUUGGUGGCAGUUCUGCAGCCACAGAGGCAGUGGCGAUUUUGACAGCCACAUACCCUGUGGGUCACAUGCCAUACGGCUGGUUGACGGAAAUCCGUGCUGUGUAUCCUGCUUUCGACAAGAAUAACCCCAGCAACAAACUGGUGAGCACGAGCAACACAGUCACAGCGGCCCACAUCAAGAAGUUCACCUUCGUCUGCAUGGCUCUGUCACUCACGCUCUGUUUCGUGAUGUUUUGGACACCCAACGUGUCUGAGAAAAUCUUGAUAGACAUCAUCGGAGUGGACUUUGCCUUUGCAGAACUCUGUGUUGUUCCUUUGAGGAUCUUCUCCUUCUUCCCAGUUCCAGUCACAGUGAGGGCGCAUCUCACCGGGUGGCUGAUGACACUGAAGAAAACCUUCGUCCUUGCCCCCAGCUCUGUGCUGCGGAUCAUCGUCCUCAUCGCCAGCCUCGUGGUCCUACCCUACCUGGGGGUGCACGGUGCGACCCUGGGCGUGGGCUCCCUCCUGGCGGGCUUUGUGGGAGAAUCCACCAUGGUUGCCAUCGCUGCGUGCUAUGUCUACCGGAAGCAGAAAAAGAAGAUGGAGAAUGAGUCGGCCACAGAGGGGGAAGACUCUGCCAUGACAGACAUGCCUCCGACAGAGGAGGUGACAGACAUCGUGGAAAUGAGAGAGGAGAAUGAAUAAGGCACGGGACGCCAUGGGCACUGCAGGGACAGUCAGGAUGACACUUCGGCAUCAUCUCUUCCCUCUCCCAUCGUAUUUUGUUCCUUUUCUUUGUUUUGGUAAUGAAAGAGGCCUUGAUUUAAAGGUUUCGUGUCAAUUCUCUAGCAUACUGGGUAUGCUCACACUGACGGGGGGACCUAGUGAAUGGUCUUUACUGUUGCUAUGUAAAAACAAACGAAACAACUGACUUCAUACCCCUGCCUCACGAAAACCCAAAAGACACAGCUGUCUCACGGUUGACGUUGUGUCCUCCUCCCCUGGACAAUCUCCUCUUGGAACCAAAGGACUGCAGCUGUGCCAUCGCCUCUCGGUCACCCUGCACAGCAGGCCACAGACUCUCCUGUCCCCCUUCAUCGCUCUUAAGAAUCAACAGGUUAAAACUCGGCUUCCUUUGAUUUGCUUCCCAGUCAUACGGCCGUACAAAGAGACGGAGCCCCGGUGGCCUCUUAAAUUUCCCUUCCGCCACGGAGUUCGAAACCAUCUACUCCACACAUGCAGGAGGCGGGCGGCACGCUGCAGCCCGGAGUCCCCGUUCACACUGAGGAACGGAGACCUGUGACCACAGCGGGCUGACAGAUGGACAGAAUCUCCCGUAGAAAGGUUUGGUUUGAAAUGCCCCGGGGGCAGCAAACUGACAUGGUUGAAUGAUGACAGCAUUUCACUCUGCGUUCUCCUAGAUCUGAGCAAGCUGUCAGUUCUCACCCCUACCCUGUAUAUACAUGAGCUAACUUUUUUAAGUUGUCACAAAAGCGCAUCUCCAGAUUCCAGACCCUGCCGCAUGACUUUUCCUGAAGGCUUGCUUUUCCCUCGCCUUUCCUGAAGGUCGCACUAGAGCGAGUCACAUGGAGCAUUCUAACUUUGCAUUUUAGUUUUUACAGUGAACUGAAGCUUUAAGUCUCAUCCAGCAUUCUAAUGCCAGGUUGCUGUAGGGUAACUUUUGAAGUAGAUAUAUUACCUGGUUCUGCUAUCCUUAGUCAUAACUCUGCGGUACAGGUAAUUGAGAAUGUACUACGGUACUUCCCUCCCACACCAUACGAUAAAGCAAGACAUUUUAUAACGAUACCAGAGUCACUAUGUGGUCCUCCCUGAAAUAACGCAUUCGAAAUCCAUGCAGUGCAGUAUAUUUUUCUAAGUUUUGGAAAGCAGGUUUUUUCCUUUAAAAAAAUUAUAGACAUGGUUCACUAAAUUGUUGAUUUAGUCAAAAUUCCUAGACUGAAAGAACCUAAACAAAAAAAUAUUUUAAAGAUAUAAAUAUAUGCUGUAUAUGUUAUGUAAUUUAUUUUAGGCUAUAAUACAUUUCCUAUUUUCGCAUUUUCAAUAAAAUGUCUCUAAUACAA
Molecule: messenger RNA, 3359 nt
Organism: Gorilla gorilla gorilla (western lowland gorilla)
Lineage: Eukaryota; Metazoa; Chordata; Mammalia; Primates; Hominidae
Gene: ANKH
Product: ANKH inorganic pyrophosphate transport regulator
Exons: 12
Coding region: 505-1983 (492 amino acids)
Biological process (GO): phosphate ion transmembrane transport
Cellular component (GO): plasma membrane
Molecular function (GO): phosphate transmembrane transporter activity
Source: RefSeq, a predicted model, not a curated record